AUGGCGCACGCCACACUGCCCUUUCACCUCGACGCCAACAACCACACGAGCGCAAAGACCCCCACAUCGUUCCUCCAAAACGUUAUCCUCGAAGUCACAGAGCUGACCACUCUUUCACAUCUGGAGUAUAGUGCCAGCGCCCAGAACGCUUAG
Parastagonospora nodorum SN15 is the source of this 153-nucleotide messenger RNA. RefSeq lists its product as hypothetical. The record is from RefSeq and is a predicted model, not a curated record. The transcript has a single exon. The coding region runs from base 1 to 153 and encodes 50 amino acids. Lineage: Eukaryota; Fungi; Ascomycota; Dothideomycetes; Pleosporales; Phaeosphaeriaceae.